CCCUCCUCAACUUGUAUUUAUAAGAUUUUGCACUUUAUAUUUUUGUUUCAUUUUAGGCUAUCAGCUCAUUUCCCCAUGGUGCGGUCAAGAUUACCAAGCCUGCCAAGAAGCCUUCUCCGCCAUCCCAAUCUCGGGCGAAUAGCGUAUCUGGAAUCAAGGCUAGCGUGAAGGAACCCAGGCCUCUACCUUUUCCCGUACCAAUGCUUUUAUAUUCGGAACAUCAACUUAACCUCGAUUCUGCUGUGAUGGAGAUCCACGAUGCUGCUACCUUCUACGACUGGUGUCUGCCACCUGACUGGAAAUUCGAUCCGACCACUGCUAGCACAAUUGAGUGGCAAUUGAUGGUGUCAGAUGAUGAGGAUGAUGAUGAUCCAAUCUCUGUUGCAGAGAAUCCAUGUGUAGAGUUCCCUGACGUCCAUAAUGUUUCCUUGAAUCCGGAGCAGUAUGAACUAUGGCUGGAGUUUUAAAAGUCUGUUGAGAACACUCCUACAAUUUAUGGAUUAAGUCUUGGGAGGCUUGAAGAAACGGCAAGUUCAUUCCAGGUUAAUCAUCCUUAUGUGCAAUCAAUUGGUGCCUUCGCUGUCGAUUCCUAUAACAAAGCCUUGGAAAUGCAGCUUGUUAAGGACAAACACAACUACCUCAAACUGGAUGAGGUUAUUACUUGCUACUACCAUAAGAUGUCCUCUGAAUAUUGGUUCCACAUGAUCAUAAAGGCAACCGAAGAAGAGCAUUCUGAUUCCUAUGCAACCAAAGUUCGAGUCUUAACUAAUGACGGCAGGAUAACAUUGUGCAGGUUUUUUCUUCCAGAUCAGGCACGAGAGGGUAAAAGACAAAAGAUACCAUUCUCCGCGACUUAUAAAUGUCUACUAUGCAUAAAUGGCUGGUCUAAUCCCGCAUUGUGCUACCGAGCUACUGGGCUGAUUCGUAGGAAUGCUCGUGAGGGUUAUGACUUUUACAGCCCAUUUGGCAUUGACCGAUUGUGGAUAUGAUUGAUGCAUGUGGGCUUAGAUCACAAAUGCAUGGUACAG
Erigeron canadensis is the source of this 1028-nucleotide messenger RNA. RefSeq lists its product as uncharacterized. Bases 609 to 989 code for a protein of 126 amino acids. The record is from RefSeq and is a predicted model, not a curated record. NCBI's taxonomy places the organism in Eukaryota, Viridiplantae, Streptophyta, Magnoliopsida, Asterales, Asteraceae. The transcript is spliced from 8 exons.